Messenger RNA from Pipistrellus kuhlii (Kuhl's pipistrelle), 1487 nucleotides. It is a transcript of the gene GPR27, whose product is annotated as G protein-coupled receptor 27. The transcript is spliced from 2 exons. The record is from RefSeq and is a predicted model, not a curated record. Gene Ontology annotation, molecular function: G protein-coupled receptor activity. NCBI's taxonomy places the organism in Eukaryota, Metazoa, Chordata, Mammalia, Chiroptera, Vespertilionidae. Gene Ontology annotation, cellular component: plasma membrane. Bases 64 to 1194 code for a protein of 376 amino acids. Gene Ontology annotation, biological process: G protein-coupled receptor signaling pathway.
AGCCGGGAGGCGCGGCGGCGGCGGCGGCGGGAGCGGCGGCGGCGGCGGCGGGCGGAGGCCGCGAUGGCGAACGCCAGCGAGCCGGGCGGCGGCGGCGGCGGCGGCGGCGAGGCGGCCGCGCUGGGCGUGAAGCUGGCGGCGCUGAGCCUGCUGCUGUGCGUGAGCCUGGCGGGCAACGUGCUGUUCGCGCUGCUCAUCGUGCGGGAGCGCAGCCUGCACCGCGCGCCCUACUACCUGCUGCUCGACCUGAGCCUGGCGGACGGGCUGCGCGCGCUCGCCUGCCUGCCGGCCGUGAUGCUGGCGGCGCGGCGCGCGGCGGCCGCGGGGGCCCCGCCGGGCGCGCUGGGCUGCAAGCUGCUGGCCUUCCUGGCCGCGCUCUUCUGCUUCCACGCCGCCUUCCUGCUGCUCGGCGUGGGCGUCACCCGCUACCUGGCCAUCGCGCACCACCGCUUCUACGCCGAGCGCCUGGCCGGCUGGCCGUGCGCCGCCAUGCUGGUGUGCGCCGCCUGGGCGCUGGCGCUGGCCGCCGCCUUCCCGCCGGUGCUGGACGGCGGCCCCGAGGGCGAGCACGCGCCCUGCGCCCUGGAGCAGCGGCCCGACGGCGCGCCCGGCGCGCUGGGCUUCCUGCUGCUGCUGGCCGCCGUGGUGGGCGCCACGCACCUGGUCUACCUGCGCCUGCUCCUCUUCAUCCACGACCGCCGCAAGAUGCGGCCCGCGCGCCUGCCGCCCGCCGUCAGCCGCGACUGGACCUUCCACGGCCCCGGCGCCACGGGCCAGGCGGCCGCCAACUGGACGGCGGGCUUCGGCCGCGGCCCCACGCCGCCCGCGCUCGUGGGCAUCCGGCCCGCGGGGCCCGGCCGCGGCGCGCGCCGCCUGCUCGUGCUGGAGGAGUUCAAGACGGAGAAGCGGCUGUGCCGGAUGUUCUACGCAGUCACGCUGCUCUUCCUGCUGCUCUGGGGGCCCUACGUGGUGGCCAGCUACCUGCGCGUGCUGGUGCGGCCGGGCGCCGUGCCGCAGGCCUACCUGACGGCCUCCGUGUGGCUCACCUUCGCGCAGGCCGGCAUCAACCCCGUGGUGUGCUUCCUCUUCAACCGGGAGCUGCGGGACUGCUUCCGGGCCCAGUUCCCCUGCUGCCCGGGCCCCCGCGCCCCGCAGGCCGCCCUCCCCUGCGACCUGAAAGGCAUUGGUCUGUGAGGGCUCCGCCUCGGACCCGCCAGCCCUCCCCGUGGCCUGGACUCGGAUGCGGCUCUUGCUCGCUGCGCCCUCUUAACGGUCUCACUGCCUUCACAGGACGAGCACCCGCACCCGGAGCGUGCAGACUCCUUCAGGGGAGAGGGUUUCCAUCUCCAGCCCACCCUCCUCCGCUCGUGGUUCUCCUAAAUAUCUAUUUUCAUCUGGACAAUGGGCCCGCGGUCUUUGUAUUGGUACUGAUGUCUUCUACUCCAUGCUAUUACUUUUGAAAAUAAAGGCUAAACUAAUUUUCCUCA